CGGCGCGGAGCUUUUGAUGUAACUGCAAAAGCGCCGCGCCGGCGCUACGACGCCAUACCAGCCGUCGUGCACGCGCGUUUUCUCAUCAUCGCGGUAAACGAGGUCACGUCGCAUCGUGAAAGCGCCGUGCAUGCCAAGUUCGAGACCAUUGUGUGCAUGUGUGCGACUGAAUCCGUCUGCCCCCGUGCGCUCCGGCCACGUCGCGGUUUAGAAUACGGACGUCGCUCUGUCGCGCACGCCGUGACAGGCGCGACGUAUACGUUUUCCAAGGAGCCGUUCGUUCGAAGCUCGUCAGAAGACAAGGGGACCAUCGCAAGUAUCCUGGAUUACGUGAAGGAGGUAACAUCUUCCGUCGAAGACAUGUCGAACAGCAAUAGCUUCGUGACAGGCGCACGGACUACUUCUAUGACUGCUUCAUGACUGGAAUUGGCGCUGUUAUCAGCAGUGGUGUAAGAACGCUGGGCACGGAAAAAGUGUGGCCUUCUCUGGGUUCGUUGUCCGUACAGGUGACUGGGCGCAUGCACUUACAAGGCCGGACAUGGGAUCCAGUCAGAGCCAGCUGACAGCUGAAGAGCUGCGAGACUACAGGGAGCUGACGUUCCUUACGAAAAAAGAAAUCCUGCACGCCUUCAAGCGAUUCAAGGGCAUCGCCGUAGGGGAGGUGCUAGCCGACAAACACGCCAGAAUUCCCGUCAAGUACAUCGAACAGAUGCCGGAAUUCAAGUGCAAUCCUUUCCGGGACCGGUUACUGCGUGUGUUUUCAUCAUGCAAGGACGAGCGCAUGUCCUUCGAGGACUUCCUGGACCUCCUGAGCGUGCUUUGCGAAGACGCACCCAUCGACGUCAAGGCCGAGUACGCCUUCCAGAUAUUUGAUAUGGACGAUGACGGCGUCCUGGGUGAAGACGACCUCGCUGAGGUCAUCAAGCGGCUGACGUCGUGGGACUCCGGGUGCCGGAUGGAGACGCCCGACGUGCAGCGACUCAUCGAGCAGGUUCUCGCCGAGGCUGACCUCGACCGGAGCGGCCACAUGUCGCUCAUGGAGUUCCAGCACUGCAUGCUCAAGAACCCCGACUUCGCGAGCUCUUUCAGCCUACGGUUGUGAACCUGCACCCACGCACCUGCAGCCUUCACGCAAGCCCUGCGCGGAGAUGUCACGGUCACACUCCCGGGGGCGGCGUCACGACCGAGUGGAGUACGCAGCAUGGGGGGCCCGCUAUGUCACCACCGUCGAGAGCUGUCACAACGCAACCGCGACCUUCACACCACGCGAUCUCCUUUGUUUUCGUUGAUUAAACGGUAUCGACUUUCGGUGUGCA
Molecule: messenger RNA, 1316 nt
Organism: Rhipicephalus microplus (southern cattle tick)
Lineage: Eukaryota; Metazoa; Arthropoda; Arachnida; Ixodida; Ixodidae
Product: calcium and integrin-binding protein 1
Molecular function (GO): magnesium ion binding; calcium ion binding
Source: RefSeq, a predicted model, not a curated record